GCCAAUAAAAUCCACAGAAGAAGAAGAAGAAGGAGGAAGAGGUACCACCAACACAAGUGACAACAUGGGAAAUGACAAGAAUCCUCUGGGCCAGCUCAAAGACCUGGUGGAGCUGAAGGACCAGCUGGAAGACAUCCAGAGACGGAUGGAGGAUGAGAUACAAGCUGGGGUUCCUCCAGGUGGCAGUUUCCUCGCCUCUCCUUUCCUGAAGGGUUUUCUGGCCGGUUACGUUGUUGCAAGGCUACGCUCCUCGGCACUGAUGGGUGUUGUUGUUGGAACCUGUACAGGAAUCUAUGCUGCACAAAAUUAUGCUGUUCCCAACAUUGAAAGCACAGUCAAAGACUACAUAAGCAACCUGAGAGGAGGGAGCAAAUAAAAAGAAUGGCGGAAAACUGAAACGAAAACAAAGGAGGGGGAGAAAGAAAGCGCUUCAUAAGAAGAGCGUGCCGAUAGCGCUGCAUACGGGAACAGAUAUGUAUUUCAAAGUUAAAACUUCUCAUAAAUUAUUGUCAACUUCCCCAUAGAUUAUCAUGUUGAAAUUAUAGAGUAAGGUUAACAUAUUUGUUCAUGUUUUUUUUAAAUUCAUUCAGAGGAAUUAAUAAUCUGAACACAUUUGUGUUUAGACUGGGUGUGUGGAUAACAUGUAUAUUGAUAAAAUGUAUGUUAAAAGAAAUACAAUUCAUAUUCUUGCCAUUAUGGUCAAUAAUGGAAAUUAAGACAAACUGCCAUCAUUAAUAUCAUCAUGCUAGCUGCAAUAAUCAAUCUCUGACCUCCAAACUUAACCUGAAAAUGUAUUGCUACAUACAGAGACCAACUAGUAUCCACAUGCACAGGCUACCUGUGUUAGCUAUUUUAUCUCCCUGUAAAAAGGAGGUGCACUACAAAGCGACAAACCACAUUUCUUUGGCUCCUCAGACAGAUGGGAGAUUGUUGAGCUUUUUAUAUGACAGAUUUGCAUAAAAAUGGUGCAAAUGUGUAAAAGAAUAGCAUGUGAGUUUUAGAAACAUGUUGUCUUCUGCCCUCUAGUGGUCAGAAAUUGGUUAUAGCAGUCACAGCUAAUUUGCUCAGGGUUUGAUGGAGCAUGUUUAAAUUUGUCUCACCUUACAUCCCAUGAUGCUCUUCAGUGUAAAACCUGCCCGACUUGUACUGUACAGUUUCCACAUUGUUUGCAGGUGUCAGAGCAAAGGUCCCGAUAUCUUGUGAUCUCUCUUGUGAUCUGUCUUUACGGGCACGACACACCCUCCCACCAUGUUUCUCAAAUGUCACUUUGUAGUUGGUAUUUUUCUUUUAUAUUUGAAGUCCUAAUCCCUGUAGCAGUUCAUAAAAAACACUUUUCAAAGAGCUGUCACUUUUAUUACCAUAAAGCUGACAGCAAAAAAAAAAUCCCAUUUCAAGAAACUACUCCCCAAAUGUUUGCGUAUUCCUCCUUAACAAACUCCUUCAGACAUCAAAUGUAUGCCAAAGUGGAACUUGUAUUUAAAAAGGACUUUAGGAUAUGGUUUAAAUUGCGUUUUGGAGUUUUUAAAAGAUUGCUUUAAGUGUGUCUGUGUACAUUUCUUGUGUGUUAAAUGUAUUUUUAGAGUGCCUACUCUGGUUGGACUUGAUAAAAUCAUCUCAUGCCAUGUGUUCAAUAGCCUCUUCUGAUUGGAUGAGGCUGCCUUUCUCAUAUGCUGGAACCUAGUUGAUUAUUUGCACUUGUAUGUGUUUUAGGGAUUUUAAACUUUUACUUUGUCUUACAAAAAUCUUUUCAUCCCUAGUAAUAUCCAAACCUUUUAAAGACAAUUAGCAACAUGAUAAUUUUGCUUAUGCAUCAUGUUUUGAUGAGUUCUGCAUACUGUACAGAUAUUUCCCUCCCCUUGUCUAGGGAGAGAGAGAUUUAGUCUAAAGAAUGGCUACAUGUCAGUGUAUGUCAUAAAUGAAAAUGAUGCACAGCACUGAACACCUAAAGGGUCGCUCACUUCAUUAGCCUAUAUUCAACAAUAGAAGUUGAAUUGUCAUUUGGUGGUUAGAUAUUUCACAUCAUUACGCAAAUAUUUCAAAAAGAUAAAAGAGCUUAUGAUUUUAAAACUUUUCUUCUAAAACUUUUUUUUUUCAAAGACAAAUAUAUUCUUAUCAGAGGAAAGAAAUAUAAAACUGCACUAAGAUAUUUUAAAAUGAUAGCAACAGUAGGUAACUGAGGUAUUCCUUCGCUGCCAGUGAAAAGAUUGCACAAUGUGUAAUUUGUCAGGCCUGUAACAGGCAGACAAGUAAAGCCAUAAAGGGUGUUUGUGUUCAGAUUUAUGUUUUAAUAUUUACUUUGACUGGAAAGCAUGCUGGGAAACUAUAAGUACUGUGGUUACUGGAACCCCCAAAAAACUUGUGCCUACUGACAAUCAUUCUGUAAUUGUCCCUGCUUUGCAUGCUUCAAGUUUUUCAGUUCAGUUUUUUGUUCAUGUUUUUUGCAUGCCUUCUCUCUUUUUAUAAAGAAAAACACAAUACGUUUAUUUGAAGACUGUAUGCUGUGGAAUAUAGAGGUUGACGGGUACAUUGAUGGGAGAGUUCAUUUCACUGUCCAAUGCAACUUUUUUUGCUGUCCUUUGUUUUCACUCAUGCACAUCAAUGCAGAAACACUCAAAAUCCAACUGUGUAGUAUUCAACUUCACAGUUUGAAAAUGUAAUAAUACUGAAAAAGAAAACAAACCAAAACUGUCUUUAUAUGGUUUAUUUUAGUCUCUCAAAUAAAUGGAUAAAAUACA
Molecule: messenger RNA, 2735 nt
Organism: Labrus bergylta (ballan wrasse)
Lineage: Eukaryota; Metazoa; Chordata; Actinopteri; Labriformes; Labridae
Product: SLC35A4 upstream open reading frame protein
Source: RefSeq, a predicted model, not a curated record